Phytophthora infestans T30-4 is the source of this 327-nucleotide messenger RNA. RefSeq lists its product as uncharacterized. The transcript has a single exon. Lineage: Eukaryota; Oomycota; Peronosporomycetes; Peronosporales; Peronosporaceae. The record is from RefSeq and is a predicted model, not a curated record. Bases 1 to 327 code for a protein of 108 amino acids.
AUGCUGUUUGCGGACUUCUGCUUCCAUGUGAUUGGCGAUUUCCUGUCCCCAAUGCCACCGAUCACGGAGUUGAACACCUUGAUUUGUAUGGGAGGCGGGAGGUUGAUCGCUUUUCUGGAUGAAAUUCAGGACGAGAUGCACAAGCGUGAGAAUCGCUCCCGGAAGCUCAUAAUCGUGUCCGACAAGCUCAAUCCAACGGCACUACGACAGCAGACAAGGCAGUUGAAAGCCAAGCCGCAGUUGAAAGGACUAUCGUCGGCUGUCAUUGUGAAUUACCUGUGGGUGAUCAACAGCAUCAGUGAAGCCAAGUUACGCGAGCUCCCCUAA